CAGCCAACAGGGAGACAGGAGCAAAUGAACGUGACAGAAGGGCAGGAGAGCUAUGGUGACGACGUGGUUCCUAGCCACCAACAGCCGGCACGGCAGAACCGACGAGGAGUCCAGGCCACAGAUGUCCACAACCAGCAGCACGGCCGCUCUCUGUUCAUGCAGCCCGUCCCCCAGAUGCUCUGCAUGCCACACAACCCCAUGAUCUCUGGAGACGCUGCCGGGCCGAGCAGCAGCAAUGCCACAGCCUUCGCCGGCGCCACCUACAUCUCCGCCCCAGCACUGCUGCCAGCGUACCAAUCACCGGCACGAGCAAGAGCAACACCACCGGCACCGCAUGUGGUGUACUCAUUGUAAGUGAUGGAUCAACAAUCACGAGCAAGAUUUCAGUGGCUAGGCCUAAUCGAUCAAGAACAAGGGAUGAACACAGAAACUGCCGACAGGGCGUCGGCUCCCCUUUUCACCUCUGUUCACAAAGAGUUCAAUGAGUUUACAACCAACUCCAAAGCACUAACUCACGCACUAAACAUCCAGCUAUUUAUACCAAUAGCUUACACACACUGUGACACACACAGAACUGCUAAAAACGUGAUACAUAAGCUUGUCAGUGAAAACCGCCUCUCGACGUCGCGAUCGUGUACGUGGUCACCGCUUCAGCUGCAACUGCUCCCGUGCGUGGGUCAUUCAAACUUCAGCGCUCCCGCUCCCG
This is a messenger RNA of Sorghum bicolor (sorghum), 706 nucleotides long. RefSeq lists its product as uncharacterized. The transcript is spliced from 2 exons. Bases 25 to 354 code for a protein of 109 amino acids. Lineage: Eukaryota; Viridiplantae; Streptophyta; Magnoliopsida; Poales; Poaceae. The record is from RefSeq and is a predicted model, not a curated record.